Molecule: messenger RNA, 6253 nt
Organism: Bombyx mori (domestic silkworm)
Lineage: Eukaryota; Metazoa; Arthropoda; Insecta; Lepidoptera; Bombycidae
Gene: nmd
Product: outer mitochondrial transmembrane helix translocase
Exons: 8
Coding region: 284-1432 (382 amino acids)
Biological process (GO): extraction of mislocalized protein from mitochondrial outer membrane
Cellular component (GO): mitochondrial outer membrane
Molecular function (GO): ATP binding; ATP hydrolysis activity
Source: RefSeq, a predicted model, not a curated record
AGACUACAAAACUUGGAAUGUAUUUUUUUACAAGGUGUUAAAUUGAGAUAAAAAGAUUUUAGGGAGAUUUGGAGAUAACUAAGGGGAAAUUACCUCUGCAGCCCUAGUAUUAGUUGUCAAACUAAUAAAAAAGUUAGACUUUGUCUAUCAAAAAUUCACAAAUGUGUGACGGUCGGGGAUUCUGCUAUAACAAUUUCGGACUAGAUUAAAAUUAAAAGCACCUUUGAGCAAGCUACAGCUUCCUUAAUAUUUAUUUAUUAAAAUACUAUUAUAGUGUGCAGGAAUGAUGGUGGAAGGCUCAUUUACUCGGAACGAAGUGUUCCAAAUGGCUAUAAGGGUCGCAUUUGUGUCUGCAGUGACUUAUUUCUCCAUAAAGUGGCUGGUGAACCAAAUAGAUCCCACUUCCAAGAGUCGGAAGAAGGCCGAGGAGCGAGCGCGGGAACAGUUACGCAAGGUAUCUUGCAGAGCAGGCCUUGGGGGCAAGCAUACAGUUGCUUUGGACAAACUUACGGACCAUGAAAUGAUCAUAGCGUCACAACUAGUUAUCCCAGAUGAGAUUAAUGUAAGCUGGAAAGAUAUAGCUGGAUUAGAUAACUUGAUCCAAGAGCUUCGGGAAACUGUUAUCUUGCCUAUACAGAAAAGAGAAUUAUUUGCUGACAGCAGGCUCACACAACCUCCCAAAGGAGUGCUCUUACAUGGACCUCCUGGUUGCGGUAAGACGCUCAUAGCCAAAGCGACAGCGAAGGAAGCACAGAUGAGCUUCAUCAAUUUAGACGUGUCGUUGUUGACGGAUAAGUGGUAUGGAGAGACGCAAAAGCUAGCGGCCGCUGUAUUCAGCCUCGCAGUGAAGUUGCAGCCCUGUAUUGUGUUUAUUGAUGAAAUUGAAUCCUUUCUACGUACGCGUACUCAGCACGACCAUGAAGCCACUGCCAUGAUGAAGACCCAAUUCAUGUCAUUGUGGGACGGACUCAUCACCGACCCUACUUGUACAGUCAUUAUUAUGGGUGCAACGAACCGUCCCCAGGACUUGGACAAGGCCAUCCAGCGCCGCAUGCCCGCCACCUUCCACGUGCCCAUGCCCAGCGAGAUGCAACGGGAACGGAUACUCAAACUCAUCCUGCAAUCCGAGCCGGUUUCUGAUGAUAUCGAGUACCGGCGGCUGGCGGCGGCGACCGACGGCUUCUCGGGCUCCGACCUGCACGAGCUGUGCCGCCACGCCGCCGUGUACCGCGUGCGGGACCUCGCAAGGGACGAGGUGGCCAAGGAGAUGAACCAGAAGGAGAACCGGUCGAGUACGGAGUCGGACGACGAGUACCAGGACGCGGUCCGGCCCAUCACGAUGGAGGACUUGCGUUUGUCGCUCAACAAACUGAAGGAGUCCAAGAUACAGUGCGGCGCCCUGCCCGGACACGUGAGGAUAGAGCUCGACUAGACGCCGCCAUUAUUCGUUUGUUUCCUAAUAGACUUACCGUUUCGUGCCUCACAGGUGAAAUUUUUUUUUGUUGUCCUUGUAGGCAGACGGCCCACCUGAUGGUGAGUGUUUACCGUCGCUCAUAGACUUCAGCAAUGCCAGGGGCAGAGCCGAGCCGCUGCCUAGCGUUAAAAUAGAAAUGUGAAUGGUUAAAUAUUAAAUACGCUGUUCAAAGCUUGAGAACCACUGUUUUUUUUUUUUUGUAAUUUCGAUUGUCUCAUUGUAUGUUGUAGUUGGUUUAUUUAUUAGUGACGCGGAUCCAAGAUCCCACGUACAUGUAUGCGCGAUAUAUUUUAUGUAAAUUAUAAUAAAUCCAAAGGAAUAGUUUUUUCUCAUUUACACAAUCAUCUCUAUACAGAAGUAUGAAUAAUACCUACAGUUGCCUUAAGGUGCAAUUAAUAAUAGUUGAGACCACGAAUUAACAAGAAUACUUGAAUGACAUUUAAAACAAUUGAAAUUUGUUUGCAAGCAAACGUUAGAGUGAAGGUAAUUGAAAUAAUUUUGUGAGUUAUUCAUAUAGUUAUUCGGAAUUAUUAAACCAAACAAAUAUUUAAAAAAAUACUACUGUAUUCAAAAAAAAGUAAUAAUAUUAAAAAUAAUGUAAUAAAUUAAAUUAGCCAUUUAUAGUGAUACAUAGAAUAAACGCGCUAGCCACGAACUAAAAUAAAUCACAUAUAGAACCAUUAGCCUCAUGAAGUAACAUCAUACAUUGAAGUUGGUGUUGAAAGAUGCUAAAAUAAUUCGGUUUUGUUUGAUGAUUUAAAAUGUUAUCGUAUCCUCAUAAAAAAGGUGAUUGAUAGAUAGCAUUAAUUUAAUUAAUACGUCUGGGAGUUAAUCUUCCAUGGCUUUAUUGUUUAUUACCUAGUGCCUGUUUCAGUUUAGACAAUUAAAACUAUAAUUAGGUGUUAUCUAUACUAAUAUAUAAAUCUACAGUGGUUUUUACGGAUGUUCCGUUACAACUACUGAACUAUGUAUCCGAUUGACUUGAAACUUGGUAUCCAUGUAGAAAAUACAUGUACUUAAUGGAUAGGCUAAUAUUUAUACGAGUGCUGGACUCCCUGCACCAGUUGCGGGGGCGUUAAUGAUGAGAAUCUUUGUGGGGGUGAGAAAUAAUAAUAAUGUUAAUUUCAAACGCCGAGCGAAGCGGACGGGAACUGAUAGUUUAUCAUACAACAGGAUUGGACCGAACGUCAUAAAUCUAAAAGCCAGCUGUCAAUAUGUCAAACUCAAAAUAUGUAUAGUUUCUGGGAAGGUCGUAUGGACAAAUUAAGCACGAAAUGUAUUGUAAAAUUUAUUUCGUUGUAUUUUAAAAAUAAUUGACGCCCCCUCUACCCUCUCGGGGUGAAUGUCGGCUUCGCUGUACAUUGCGUGUUCAAGAAAUCCCUGAUAUAUAUAUGCUAUGCUGUACAUCAAGGUCAUAGCUCACGUCUAAUUCAUCCGAAAACCUUUUAUAGGGAUCCGUGUGUAGUUUUUCCUCUAUUUACGACUUUAAUUUCAGUUAAAAAAUGACAUCUUAUCUUAACCUACAUUAAAACCAUAAACAAUGUUUUUGCAAAGUUGAACAUUGGGUUUGUGGGUUGGAUGCGUUACAUAUCAUCCUUGAAGUGAAGCCAUAGUUACGGAUAUAACAUGUGUUCACGGGUGCUCACGUUUGACUGUCUGUUGAUUGUGCACAAUAAAUCUUAAUGGAGGGUGAUGGCUGAAAAAGCUUUUCAUUCUAGUUAGUGAAGAAAAACCAACCCUUCUUUGUAACAAGAACAAUGCUAAAAUUAUUGGAAGUAAAUAAACAGUUUUAAUAAAUCAAAGUUGUUGGUAGUUUGUUUAAAGUUUUAACGGAGAACAGAUAUUUAUAUAUGUUUAUUGAUUAUUAUGAACAUGUUGAUGAUAUACGAAAUAUUUAUAAUGUAAAAUAAGAAUUUAUCAAAAUAACCUCUAUGGUCCAGUGGUUCGGUAGAUUUAUCAAUAAAAUUGUUGAAGUUUAUUUUUGGUCGGAUUCAUAUUGAAUGUUUUGUUUGAUUCUUGCUCGCACAUUUCAGACAGUGUCAAUGACAGACAAAACAUUCGAUAACUAGACGUUCUAUUCUGUAUACUGUGUGCAUUUGUUGGCUUUUAUAUAUUAUAAUAUAUGUACAUGCUUUUUGAUAUAAUUGUUUUUAUAAAUUUGAGUUGAAGUAUUUACUGUAAUUAUUUUUGUGUUGAGUGUUGCCAUAACUUUAGAAAAAAACGUUCCAAACGAUUCCAUAUAGUUAUGGAGGGUAGGAGUAAGGAAUAACAUCUCAGUGUAUUAAAAAGUGUUGAGAGGGAGCCAACUAAGGUAGUGCUAUGGUGCUAUUAUGGUAACAAGUGGAGAUAUUUAAAAAAUAGCGCCGUAAACUACUUGAAUAGGAUGCUAAAUUAAUAAGGAAAGAAACAUUUCCUAGUUGAGAUUUUAAAUACUUAUAUAUAUAGUUUUUAAUAUUCAUAGUUUUUAACUGCACAAGUGAAGAAAAAUAUUAAAUUUAUCAGCCCAGCGCACUUGAUUCUGUUUAAAACUGCUAUAUUCAUAUAAAUUCCACUUUCUAUACUAGCGCUAUUUCGGUGAGUCUCCCAACAAUAACUUUCCGUUUACAGGUGGAGAAUUUUUUAACUUAUCCCUCAUACAAGAUGGUGCGCCUUACUUUUACCAUCCAUACAUAUAGUGUAGUCUGUGUAGUAUAGCUAAUCUAAGAAGUACCGUUUGACAGUUGACAGCGCUGACAGACAGACUUGUGAUCUAAGAAUAUCUGUAUCUAUAUUUUGAUUAUUAAAAAUCGAUCGAUUCCAGAUAUUUUUUUAUUACACACGAUUAUUCAUAUAACUGAUACAGUCCAUACAGUAAUAUGUUAUUGUUUGCCACAAUGUUGCGUCAUGAAACAUUUGAAAUGUCAGAGGGUAUUUUUUAGAAUGGAAAUGCUAUAGUUAUAAAAGCUUUGUUAAACUUGUUAAAAAAGUUUUGUUCAACUUUUAGCAUACACGGAAAUAAUAUGUACGAUGACAUUAAAACUGACUAAAAACUGUAGUAUUCGCUUCACCAAUAUAAUAUAAUAUAUGUAAGCAGUUAGUUGCGUAGCAUUGUUUUGUUUAAUUGUAGCCUGAAUUUUGGAUAUGGAUAAAGUUACAAAUUUGAUAUUCAAGAGAUAGUCGCCAUGGUCAGAAUUUAUCAUAUUAUUUGUAUCCUCCUCCUCGCGUCGUUUUCAUCAUCACUGAGGGUCGUGACUCCCCCGCUGCAUCAGUUUCUCCUGUACGGUUUCCCUCCAUCUGCUGCGAUCCUUAGCUUCAUGAUUUGUAUACAGUAACAAAAAGUUAAGAUGAAAUAUCACAAUUUUUCUCUUAACGAGACGCAAACUCAAAGUUAAAUGUUUUUUUUUGUACGUUGCCAUUUUAAUGCUUAUGAUAAUUUAAUUGAAAUUUAAAAAAAAGUUAUCGUUUUGGUUAGCGAUGAAGAAUGUGAUCAAAAGGCUUAUAUAUCUCUUUAUGAUCUCUUGAUCAUCUCAAUCUAAAAGAUAUACAGAGGAAAUAUCGGAUAGGUAAGGAGGGAAUCCUCAGGAACCAGUCGCCUAUAUUCUUUAAAACAACUAAAAAAAUGGGAGCAGGAUGUUGUUUUAUGAGCACGCACGAAGUCGUCAUAUCGAUCUACCUUCCAGUGCUAUGGGUAAGAGAACCGUCAUUUCCUACUAAAGAAACCUCCAACUCAUCUCGAUUAUGGAUGAUUAUUGUAUAUAAAAAUUACAGCGAAUUACUAAAUCGCAAAUACAAGGCACGAAAAUGAAAGAAGAACGACAAAUUACGCGGUUGACUGCUUUCAGUGACGAUAGUUCUAAGUGUACUUUUAUUUGUGACGUGAAAACUGAAAUGUUAAAUACUAUAUAUAUGGACUAUACGACGUUAUGACUCUGCAGUUGUAUGUACAGUGUGCGCUCUAAACGGUUCCAGCCUCUUAGAAUAUUGGAUUCUUGAAAAUGGUUCUUCCUUCUCUACUCUCCUCCCCCCUCCUCCCCUCUCCUGCCCCUCCCCUCCCCUCUCCUGCCCCUCCCCUCCCCCUCCCCUCCCCUCCUCCCCCCUCCUCCCCUCUCCUGCCCCUCCCCGCCUCCACUCCCCCUCCUCCCCCUCCCCUCUCCCCCUCUCCUGCCCCUCCCCGCCUCCCCGCCUCCCCCCUCCCCCUCUCCCCCUCUCCUCCCAAACCGGAAUAAAAACUCUAUAAUCUAUAGUUCCAAAUUCAGUUUUGUGUUUUAUUAAAUAGCGUAUAUUGAACAACGAAUAUUGUCAUAAAAGAAUUAGAAUAAGAAUAGUGUCGAAAAAAGAUACUUGGUAUAAACAAAUUCAUCGUAGGAAAUGUAGGUGGUUGUCUAGCAAAAGUUCAUGGUUGCAGUGUCCAUAAUGCCUCUUGUGUAAAUCAUGCCUUGUAUAUCUACUUUUAUCGUUAUGAAAGAGUUAAACAAAAUGGCAGCUGACUAAAAAAAACAUAGCUUAACGAAUUUAUGUAUCGUAUGUAUCGUAGAUGUAGUAUGUAUUUGUAUGUGUACGUUCAUUUUGCGUAGAUGUAGGGUGUGUCUGUGUGCGGUGGUUGUUAUGAAGUAAUCGGUUUUAGAAUUAGUCGAUAAAAUUAGUGUUGUGACUGUCGAUAGUUUCUAAGACAUUCUCGAAAAACUUAAAUUAUGUUUAAGCUUCCCCAAAAUCACAACACUAAAUUACGUUCGAGUGAGGCUUGCACAAGAAUUACUUAUGAUAAUUUUUGUCGAUAUUAAAAUAAAAAAAACUUGUGAA